CGUCCGGAUCCGCUUUAAAACCGCGACCACCUCUGCUUCUCCCCUUCUCUCUCCUCCCUCCUCCCAUGUCAACGGCGGCCACCCCCCUCCUCCUCCACCUCCACCUCUAGAGAGAGAAAGCCCUCGGCCGCCGCCGCCGUGUUCUUCGUCGUCGUCGUCUUCUUCUUCUGCGGAUUGUGGUGCUCGGUUUGGUCGGUGAGUUUGGGUGGCUGGCGAUGGCAUUCGCGGGGGACGCGCGGAUCGUCGUCGUGGCGGUGGCGGCGUUCGUCCUCGUUGGCGUGGCGGUGGAGGGGAAGGGGGAGGGGGGAGGAGGAGGAGGGGUGGGGGUGUGCUUCGAGAGGAUAUUCAGCUUCGGGGACUCGCUGACGGACACCGGCAACUUCCUGCUCUCCGUGCCGGAGGACUUCCCGGACCCCGCCCGCAGCCUCCCCUACGGCCAGACCUUCUUCGGCCGCCCCUCCGGCCGCUACUCCGACGGCCGCAACCUCCUCGACUUCUUCGCGGAAGCAUUUGGUCUGCCGUUCGUGCCGCCGUACCUGGCUGGCGGCGACUUCCGGCAAGGCGCAAAUUUCGCGGUCGGCGGCGCCACCGCCCUCAACGGAUCAUUCUUCCGGGACCGCGGCGUGGAGCCGACAUGGACGCCGCACUCCCUCGAUGAGCAGAUGCAGUGGUUCAAGAAGCUACUCACUACUGUCUCCUCGUCAGAGUCCGAACUCAAUGAUAUCAUGACCAAGUCACUUUUCCUUGUGGGAGAGGUAGGCGGAAAUGAUUACAACCAUCUAAUUGUCAGGGGGAAAUCUCUAGAUGAGCUACACGAGCUUGUUCCUAAGGUUGUCGGUACCAUAACCUCAGCUAUCACGGAGCUCAUAAACCUUGGAGCAAAGAAACUAGUUGUUCCAGGAAACUUUCCAAUAGGCUGUGUACCAUUGUAUCUCUCAAUCUUUCCAAGCCAAAAGGAAGACUACUAUGAUGAGAAAACAGGGUGCAUUAAAUGGUUAAAUGAAUUCACCGAGUACCAUAAUCGAUUGCUUCAGGAGGAGCUGGAGAAGCUCAGGAAUCUUUACCCCGAUGUAUCCAUCAUUUAUGCUGAUUAUUAUGGUGCUGCAUUGAAUAUAUUCCUUGCCCCACUCCAGUUUGGUUUCACUGUCCCGCUGAACUCGUGUUGUGGAAGUGAUGCUCCAUACAAUUGUUCUCCGUCAAUAUUGUGCGGGCACCCUGGGUCUGUGGUCUGCUCUGACCCAUCAAAGUACACUUCAUGGGAUGGUCUCCACUUCACGGAGGCAACCUACAAGAUUAUCAUUCAAGGGGUGCUAGGGUCAUAUGCCAACCCUCCUCUUUCAGAAACUUGUCGGGGUGGAGCAUACAAAGUCUCACAACUUCAUCAAUGUACAGAUAACCCAACAAACACUGUAACGUAUGAUUCUAUGAGCUCUUUUAUUUGAUCCUCUGAGCUCUAGGGCAUGUAGAGUAUUAAGGAGCAAUAUAGAUAUAACAGGCCCCAUCCCCUUGGACACUUCUCAAAGGUGAGAAGAGCAUUGGUUGGGGAUCUUUGUACUUCUCAAAUCCAUUUUUCUGCUACAGGUAGAAAAGAGAUUUUGUAGAGCAGAAAUUUGCAAUUGCCAUGUCCAUGGCUUUGCCCAACCCAUUUAGUUUCUCAGAAAUUUACUGCAACGGGAAACAGAAAGUACACCGUAUAGUUUUUCUUUUAGUAUGGUCAGGUUGCCAUGCUAUAUAGUAUACUCUAUAUAGGAAACAAGGUUCAUGAUUCAUCUCCAAAAGGACAAUGUAUUCAGUACUGUAGGCCUAAUUUCCUUACAACAAAAGCGUAUACUUGAUGCUUGCUUGUUCAGCA
This is a messenger RNA of Oryza sativa Japonica Group (Japanese rice), 1852 nucleotides long. Its product is annotated as GDSL esterase/lipase At1g28570. Lineage: Eukaryota; Viridiplantae; Streptophyta; Magnoliopsida; Poales; Poaceae. Gene Ontology annotation, molecular function: hydrolase activity, acting on ester bonds. The record is from RefSeq and is a predicted model, not a curated record.